AAAUGGUUGAAGUUUGGUUUGGUUGGCUUUGGGUUUAUUCCCACCUCAUCAAAUAAAGCCAACGCUCCCCACGACCAUUCCAACGCCCUUUCCCUUGUUUCCUCCGCCCCUCCAUCGCCCUUCCCCUCUUAUAUCUACCUCUCUCUUUCUCUUCCUUCUUCACUUCCCAUUUUCUCUUCUUUUCCCAUCCCAUUGAGAAGAAAAAAAAGAAGGAAGAAAAUGGCUACUGCUUUCUCAGCACCCAAGUUGGCUGCUCAACCUUUCAGCACCAUUUCCCCAAGUUCUCAAGACAGACCUCUCAAAAUCCCCUUCCUCGGAUCCACCCGCAAACUCCGCUGCCUCGGUUCCUCCCGAUUGAAUCUCAGCCGUCGACCUUCUGGGCCCGUCGUCGCCGUCUCUGAUGUCGUCAAGGCAAAGAAACCCACACAGAAUCCCAGCUUGUUGAUUACGAAAGAUGAAGGGUUGGAAUUGUACGAAGAUAUGGUAUUAGGAAGAGCAUUUGAAGAUAUGUGCGCCCAAAUGUACUACAGAGGCAAAAUGUUUGGUUUCGUCCACCUUUACAACGGCCAAGAAGCUGUUUCCACUGGUUUCAUUAAGCUCUUAAAGCAGCAAGAUUCCGUCGUUAGUACUUAUCGCGAUCACGUGCACGCCUUGAGCAAAGGCGUUCCCUCCCGUGCCGUCAUGAGUGAACUCUUCGGCAAGAGCACCGGAUGCUGUCGCGGCCAAGGUGGGUCGAUGCAUAUGUUCUCCAGUGAGCACAAUUUGAUUGGUGGGUUUGCUUUUAUCGGUGAAGGGAUCCCCGUUGCCACGGGCGCGGCCUUUAGCUCCAAGUAUAGGAGGGAGGUUUUGAAAGAAGCUAAUUGUGAUCAUGUCACAUUGGCGUUUUUCGGGGAUGGGACUUGUAACAAUGGACAGUUCUAUGAGUGUUUGAAUAUGGCGGCGUUGUGGAAAUUGCCCAUCGUGUUUGUUGUUGAGAACAAUUUGUGGGCUAUUGGGAUGUCUCAUUUGAGGGCUACUUCUGAUCCUCAGAUUUAUAAGAAAGGACCAGCUUUCGGGAUGCCCGGUGUUCAUGUCGAUGGAAUGGAUGUUUUGAAGGUGAGGGAAGUGGCUAAGGAGGCAAUCGGCAGGGCUAGGAGAGGUGAAGGUCCUACACUGGUGGAAUGUGAGACUUACAGGUUUAGAGGACAUUCGUUGGCUGACCCCGAUGAGCUUCGUGACCCGGCUGAGAAAGCUCACUAUGCUGCAAGAGAUCCCAUCACUGCCCUGAAGAAGUACCUCAUCGAGAACAACCUGGCUGGUGAAGCAGAGUUGAAGGCCAUAGAUAAGAAGAUAGAUGAGUUGUUAGAGGAUGCUGUUGAGUUCGCUGAAGAAAGCCCCCUUCCUCCUCGGAGCCAGCUGCUUGAAAACGUUUUUGCGGAUCCAAAAGGUUUUGGAAUCGGCCCUGACGGCCGGUAUAGAUGUGAGGACCCGAAGUUCACAGAAGGCACUGCUCAUGUCUAAGCUUUCAAAGCAGAAAGGUAAUCAAACUAUUGAUGCUCACUAUACAUGGUCACAUAUACUUGGUUUGUGCUGGAGGUCUCUUUCUCACUUCAAUUUAGUGCUCAUUGUGUACCAAUUAUGACAUAAUAAUGAAUAAUAGAAUCCAUACGUUCUA
This is a messenger RNA of Hibiscus syriacus, 1654 nucleotides long. RefSeq names its product pyruvate dehydrogenase E1 component subunit alpha-3, chloroplastic-like. The annotation marks the transcript as partial. Gene Ontology annotation, molecular function: pyruvate dehydrogenase (acetyl-transferring) activity. The record is from RefSeq and is a predicted model, not a curated record. The transcript has 3 exons. Gene Ontology annotation, cellular component: intracellular membrane-bounded organelle. Lineage: Eukaryota; Viridiplantae; Streptophyta; Magnoliopsida; Malvales; Malvaceae. Gene Ontology annotation, biological process: pyruvate decarboxylation to acetyl-CoA.